Messenger RNA from Striga asiatica, 1715 nucleotides. The record is from the annotation of a GenBank genome assembly. NCBI's taxonomy places the organism in Eukaryota, Viridiplantae, Streptophyta, Magnoliopsida, Lamiales, Orobanchaceae.
AUGGCCGUUGUAUAUCACUGCACAGUUCGAACACUCGACGGCGUUGUUGUCGAGUCCACUCGAGCAGAUUUUGGGGGCAAAGGUAUCCCAAAAAGGCAGGUUUUGGGUAAAAGCAAGAUGUUAUUGGGACUGUUGGAAGGCAUUCCCACGAUGUUAAGUGGUGAAGUUGCAAUGUUCAGGGUGAAACCUGAGCUGCAUUAUGGUGAAGAGGAUUGCCCUGUGGCAGUUGCCGAUGGUUUUCCCAAGGACGACGAACUUCAUUUUGAGAUUGAGUUGAUUGAUUUCUCUAAAGUCAAGAUUCCAAAAGGUCUUGAAAUGGGAAUUGGAACAAUGUCACGGGGAGAAAAGGCGGUGAUUUACGUAACAAAGGAUUAUUUAACUCAAAGUCCCCUAAUUCCCUCAAUUGACGAUAUUGCCGAAAUCCACUUUGAAGUGGACUUAGUGCACUUUGUUCAGGUGCGAGAUGUGCUUGGAGAUGGACGACUAAUUAAACGCCGAUUACGUGAUGGAAGAGGUGACUUUCCCAUGGAUUGCCCUCUUCAAGACAGUCUGUUACAUGUCCACUACAAGGCGAUGCUUCUCAAUGAAGAAAAAACUGUUUUUUAUGACACAAAAAUUAAUAAUAAUGGUCAGCCAUUCGAGUUCAGAUCAGGGGAAGGCCUUGUGCCUGAAGGAUUUGAAAUGUGCACCCGAUUAAUGUUGCCUGGGGAGAUAGCUCUUGUCACAUGCCCCCCUGAUUAUGCUUACGACAAGUUCUCAAGGCCGGCCGAAGUUCCUCAAGGUGCUUACAUCCAAUGGGAGAUUGAGCUUCUUGAUUAUGAGAAGCAAAAGGACUGGAAUGGCUUUAACUUCAGAGAGAUAAUGGAGGAUGUUGAGAAGAUUAAAGGCACGGGUAAUAGGCUAUUCAAAGAAGGCAAAUAUGAACUUGCCAAGGCCAAAUACGAGCAUGUGCUUCGGGAAUUUAAUCACGUUAAUCCUCAAGAUGACGAUGAGGGAAAAGAGUUUUCAGACACAAGAAAUUUGUUGAAUCUGAACAUGGCUGCCUGUUGGCUGAAGCUGGGCGAAUUCAGAAAGUCAAUUGAAGCUUGUAACAAGCUCUUUACCGCCGAGGAAUGGCACACAUGGUUGCUGGAGAUUUUGAAGAAGCUAGAGCAGAUUUCAAUAAGGAGGUUCACAAACGAGCUCGUCAACAAUUUAAGGGAUUGUUCGACAAGAAACCUGGAGAGAUUUCUGAGGUCGGUGGCCCUGAUCUGGUGCAACAGGGUCCAGGUGAACCCCAUGAAACCGAUAACCGUGAUUCGUCGGAUGGUGAAAAUGAGCAUCUUCUUGAGGCCACUGCUCCUCCAACACGGGCGAACGUGUGGUCAAGAUUGUGGCCUGGUGGCAUUAGACUUUUUUCGGCCCUCGGAUUGGACAGGUGUACGAUAUUGUGAUUGUUGUUGGAUAAGAGAUCCUGUGAAGACAGGCUAACAUGAAAAAUCUAUUUUUUUUUCCUUCAAUUUUCCUUUUAUUUUCAAUUUUAUGGUAAAAAGAAUUUCAUUUGUCAUUUUAGUCAUUUUUAGGUUACUUAUGCUCUGCAAAAAAUAAUGGAAUUGAGAAUGAAUUAUGUAAAUCGAGAUAUAGAUAUCAUGGCUACAAAAAAUUGUCUGAUCUGACACGCUAGUUAUUUAAUUAAUCAACAAAAUUAAUAAAAUAAUUAUUUUAUAAAUAAAUAC